CUUUUAUUUUUUGUGUUUCAGAAAAAGGCAUGGCAGACAAUAAAAACGAUUGUCAACUUGCCAGUCAUCAGCCCCUUCAAAAAGCGAUAUUCUUGGGUGCAGCUGGCUGGUCACACCGGAAGUUUCAAGGCAGCUGAUGGUGGGACGAUUCUGAAACGCCACUGUGAGAAUGAGGAAAAGUGCUUUGAACUGCUGAUGCAAGAUCCACUGCGUUCCUGUGUCCCUGUCUUCCAUGGUGUGGUGGAGAGAGAUGGCGAGUCCUAUUUACAGUUGGAUGAUCUUCUAGCUAAUUUUGAAGGGCCUUGCGUGAUGGAUUGUAAAAUGGGAAUCAGGACAUAUUUGGAGGAGGAAUUGACUAAAGCACGAGAAAAACCAAAGCUCCGUAAAGACAUGUAUAAGAAAAUGGUAGAUGUGGACCCUUUGGCACCCACUGCCGAAGAGAACACCCAGCAUGCAGUGACCAAACCUCGGUACAUGCAGUGGAGGGAGACCAUCAGCUCCAGUGCAAACCUAGGCUUCAGGAUUGAAGGGAUAAAGAAGGCUGAUGGGACUUGUAAUACCAACUUCAAGACAACAAAGACACGAGAACAAGUUUUCCAGGUUUUUGUGGAAUUCAUUAAGGGAAAUACAGCUAUAUUGAAAAAAUAUUUAAAGCGUCUGUAUGAAAUUCGAGGCAUCCUUGAGUCUUCCGACUUCUUUAAGCGACAUGAAGUAAUUGGAAGUUCAUUGUUAUUUGUGCACGAUGAAAGUGAACAUGCCAAUGUGUGGCUCAUUGAUUUUGGAAAGACUACCUUUCUUCCAGAUGGGCAAAUCUUGGACCACAGGGUUGCUUGGCAAGAAGGGAACCGGGAAGAUGGCUAUUUAUUUGGACUGGACAAUUUAACUGAUAUCUUAGAAAGUAUAUUGGAGAGAUGAGAAAUACUGACUCGAAGUUGCUAACUUUUCUAGAAUUGCUUACUAAAAGCCUUUUAAAAUUCUUCCAAGACUCUGGGAAGUCCAGAAUAGGGAAGAUUCCAGCAAAAAAAGAUGGAAAUUUCUAACCAGCCCAUGAAACCUAAGCAGUUCAGAGGCUAUUCUUGAAUGCACCAAGCAAAAAUAAGAUUUAUGGAAGAAAUAGGGUGAUUGUGAACAUUUGGAUGAUGACCAGGACAGUUGCUCACACAUGAACCAACUAAUUCAGUAUUGACCUUGGGCUUAGAGUAAAAAUAUAUUUAUAUCAGAGCUCUCUUUCAAAGAAGACAUCUUCAGAACCAACAAGCAGGCUUCCUUCCUUUCUCUGGCGUUUACACUAUAAAUAUUCCCUGUGUUCACAUAUGUGCAGCGCAGCUUGGAACUUGGUGCAGAAUAUAUAGAUUCAUAGUUUUUCUUUUUUAAAACAAAUACUCUAGUUUCUAUUCUUGUACAGAAAAAAAUGAAAAUAUGCACAGAAUGCUGCUGAAGCUUCAGAAACCAAAUGGCUUCUAGUAGACAAUGCAAGAGUUCAUUCUGGAACUCUGUCUAACUUUCUCUUCCUUUGACAGUCCAUGUUUCCGUUGUAUUGGUUUUUUCAUUCCAGUCCCUGCAAAAAUAUUAUGUACUUUGUCAAUACAAACACCCCCUCUAAAUAUUGCAUACCAAAUUAACCUGUUACCUUGCUAACAACUACGUAUAGAUAGAUUUUUAAAUGGUCACAUAUACAGAACUCUGGGUAUGAUUGAAAUCAAAUGAAUUUGUACAAAGGACAUGAAUUGCCAUGUUUAGUUUGUUUCAGAAUUUGGCUUGAGUGAGUAUCUGAUUGACCCUCCCUGAUAGAGAUACCUCACAGUCGUAAGGGCUAAAAAGUAAAGAUUUUGGUUCCUAUCUAAUGUUGCGCUGAUGUCUCUAUGAUUGCUCAUAUGUUCUAAAGGUAGCCUGCGACUGAUCUUAAGGAUCCUAAAUUUAAAAUUCUUGUAAUCCAAGAGAUUGUAGAGUCCAGGAAGAAAACACCAAUGUACUGUAUUUGUGUUUUGAGGUAGCUUCAGGAUAGGUUCAGCGAGUUUGGUGAUAAUCCAGAAGUGACACGUAAUCAAUCACAAUGUAUUUGAAUGUUUGUGGAAUCAUACCUUAAUGACUGAGUUUAUGAAAUGAAACAAUUAUUAAUUUAUAUAGUUGGCACAGACUUGUUUUACAUCCAGGGAUCAAAUCUUCAGCCUUGUUACAUAGUGAUAAAAUAGUAUGAUCACAUGUGGCUUCUACACUUUGCACUUCUGCUUGAGUCUACUAGCAGGUUUUUGCAAGGUAUAAGGGAAAAUAUUAUCUUGAUCUAAAGAGAUGUGGGAGAGGGGUUCAAGUCUUUGAUGCUUAGGCUUUGUAUUAAAGAUCCACUCUGUAGAUCAGUUGAAUGUGGUAUUUUUUAUUGAUUGUUUAGGUAAAGGCUUAGGAAGUGAGUGUAACAAAAAAUAAAUCUUGUAUUAGUAACCCCUGGUUCUUGUGAUUUGAGAUAGGCUUGAAGUCACACUGAUCAAAAAUUAAGAUGGGUUGAUUUUGCAGAGUAUAUUCUCCUGUGUUCAACAGCCCAGCCGUAUAAAUUCACUGUUUAUGUGACACUAACAUUUGCCGUAUACUAUUAUGAUUCAAGGUUUUGUGUGUGUGCUUGCUUGGAGUUCUCUUAGGCCAUAUAGCAAAACUGAAUAUAUCCUCUGUUCAAUAAGAGAGGAAAAGAGUAGUCAUUAUGUGCCAGUUGGAUGACCAUCAUAGCUUUGUGGCUCCAUUUUUUUGGUCUAUAGCGUGUUCCUACUCUGCAUUUCCACAGCAUGUUAGUGUCAUCUUACAUUAAACUUGAUGACCAGAGCUGCCAAAAUACUUUUGAGCUUUUCAAAUAUUUACCCCGAGUCCAAUUUUGUAUGACUUACUUAUCUUCUCUCCACAGACCAGUAGUGGAGAACCUGUCUCAUCCUUAAGGUGGCACUUUGACUUCACUGAAGUAGGCAAGGCUGAAAAUGUGGCCGCUUUUCAGGUUUUGAAGUGAAAUGGCAUUUACUAUGCCCCUUAAAGUCCCAAGAGCAGGAAAAAGUAUUUUUUUUCCUGAUUUUUUGGUUGGUCCAGGAGAGGAUAUUGAGGGAUAAAAUUAAAUUAAAAAUGGGCUAAAAAUUCAGCCUCACACACUUUGGGGGGUUCUGGGGACUACAAAUUAAGUGCUAGAGCAGUAUGUUUUCUCCACACUUGCUGUAGAUGACCUUCCUUGUCAGUUUCAGCAGAUGUCACAAAUUAGUUUCAGCAGCCCUUUAGUUCUUUCAUCCCCACAGUCUCUUUUCUUCUGAUUGCAGAGUGGGUGGGGUGAUGUGAACAUUUUGCUGUUUCAUGGUGCAAAAACCUAGGAGGCUCUCAUGUGCACUAAAAAGCUAUGAGAAAUUCUCACUUAAGUUGUAGAUAAAUUCUUGAUCAAUAAGUUAAGUCAUCCAGGCAACACCACCACCAUUUUGUUGAAGAAUUUAAAAUUGGUGUUUGCAAUUUUCAAACUUUCAUAGCAACUCCUGAGUGUUAUGUGAGAAUGUUCUAAAAUAACUAAUUUUGGAUUAAACUUGUAAUUGACCAGAAUUUUAAAAAAUGACCAUUAAAUAUAAUUAUAUAUGUGUGUGUGUUUUAAAUAGAUUUAGCAAAGUUGAUACAGGAUUAGCUGGAUGUAGAAUUUUGUAUAAUGAUUAGACACAGGAUUGGAAAUUAUGAUUUGGAACAGAACUGUUUAAAAGUGUAUUUCAUUCUAAAAGUACUUUGGCUUUUUAGAUGAAAACUGCUCAUUUACACACUGCUGCUGCUUAUACAUGUUGGGAAAGAGGCUAGAGCACUAGAAAGUUUUAUAAUAAACUUUGCCAGGGACCAUCCAUUCCACUUUCAAAGCAUUCCAAGCGCAUCCUUUCCCCAAAGCACCUUCUCCCAGUUUCUUCCAUCAUGAGCUGAUGCUCAACUCUUAUCUUGGGGAUGAGGUGGGAGCAUGGCAGGCAGCUGCUCUCCAACUGAAAAGUGAAGAAUGACAAAAACACAUAAAGACUGCAUUUUGGCUGCCUCUGAGAUGAUGGCAGGCAGGGCUUGCCAGGAUUUGGAAUUUUGUUGUGGUUUGAAAUGCAUCCCAGCCAGAUUGGAUGCCAAAGGCAUGUCCAGAUGCAGAGAUGCUGUAACACUAUGGUGAGAGAGGGCUUCAUGGAUCUAGAUAGCAAAAGUGGUUUGGGAAUAAUUUUGUUUUGGCUUUCUUUAGAUUAGGGUUUUCCAAACGAUGGGUUGCUAGGGAUAUGCAGAAGGCACAUUGGUGCCCUUCAGGUGUUUUAGACUACACAUUUCAUCAUUUCUGGUUAAUUCCAGGGCCUGGAAGUUGUAAGAGUUUUGGUUGAAAAAAACUGCAGUCACUAAGCUACCUAUUCCAAGCAGAGGUUGAAAGGGAGGUGUUCAAAAUACAAUCUUGUCCGUUUUUAUCUUGAGUGUCAUGGUAGAUAACACUAUAAAAGCAAGCUGAAGAAGUCUCCAUAGGUCCACCUUUUCCCCAGGAAAUGCUUUUGUUAAUCCCCAGUUUUGGUUUUUGAGAAUUUAGAACAGUUUGGGAGUAUGUAUAGAGACUCUAUUUCUCUCCCUAAGUUAUUACACAGACAAAAUUUGCAUCUGGCGAUCUCUUACCUGUUGUCUGUUCAAUGGAUCAUAGAGUUUCACUGUUGCCUUCUGCUACUUUUUUCUUCAUGCUAGUCUGCCUCUCCAUCUUAGAUCUGAUAGCUAAUCUGUAGUAUUUGACAAGCUGUUAUUGGUCAGACUACAGACUAUAAUAAUACACAAAGGGCAAUUUUUGUCUUGUCUAAUUUCUCUUCUUUGUAUCUUGAUCUUUCCAAAUUCUCUGUGGUAGGAUUGGCCUACCAUAUUUGAUCAUAAUUGUUCUCUGGUGCCUUUUUUGUUGAUACCAAUGUUUCAUUCAAAUAUGUUCUUUGGGACUAUCUAGGAGGAACAGAUGAUUCCUAAAAAGAUCCCAAACAAGAAUUUAUUAAAUAUUUUUUGGUUUCCCAUCCCCUUUAAAAGAAACAGCUUCCAUAAGUUUCAGUGAGGAAAAAGGCACACUGAAAAUUACUUCAGAGUCAGUGCCACAAGCAUUUUUCUCUCCCUACACCCUCCAGAAAAUAUUUCUUUUCCCACUUUAAAAUAUACAUACUUACCUCACAGGGUUGUUGUGAGGCUCCAUAGGUUGCUUUAAUGCAUUUACUUAGAGUUGAAAAGAAAAGUGCAAUAUAGAGAAUUGCAAAUAAUUUUGUAACUAAAGAGGGUUUUACAAUCCCCUGGAGAAUAUAGAUUCUAAAUAGAAAAGGUGCAACUUGUAUAUUCAAGCCUGAUUCUCUCUGUUAAAUUCUAUGAAUCAUUAAUGAUGAGAAAUUAUGCUUUCAAAUAGCCAAGUUGACUUUAACUACAACUCUAUUUUUAUUACUACAAGCAUACAAAAAAGUUUUUCAUUUGUAGAGAAUGUUGCGCCAAACACUACAGUGUGAACAAUAUUCCAGUUUGGGUAUACUAAUUGUAUGGGUUUAAGAACCUGAGUAGUUCAUGAUGUGCUAUAACAAAUAAAUAUAACUGAAAACAGAUGUUCAUUAAAUUUUUAUAUUAUA
Messenger RNA from Python bivittatus (Burmese python), 5591 nucleotides. The record is from RefSeq and is a predicted model, not a curated record. NCBI's taxonomy places the organism in Eukaryota, Metazoa, Chordata, Lepidosauria, Squamata, Pythonidae.